UGCCCCCCCGCCUCUUGGGAGCCCCGACGGCAGCUCCAGAAACCCCCCGGGACCCGCGGCCGCACGGACCGGCGAUUCGGCGUUGUUACGGUGGGAAGAGCUGGCGUGCGAGCGGCCGGCUGCAGCGAGCCAUUUAUUUUUAUUUAUUUUUUUUUUUUAAUUCCCCCCGCCCCCCGAAGCCUGACCGUGUUCUGAAGGUGUCCGGGAACCGGGGCCGGCGGCAGGACUGCCGCUCCAGGGCAGCACAGGGCGAUUGAUUCUUGUGAGGCUCUGGGACAUUUGAAAGUGAUUUGGAGAGAGCAAAGUCUGUGUCUGAUGGACACCGAACCAAAGCCAGCGUGUGUUGUGCCGCAGGCUCACUGCCCAGGAAUGAAGUGUCCUCCUGCAGAGGACUUUCCUCCUCAGAUAAGACUGUCUGAAAAGAUACCACCAGUGAAGCCAUGCUUCAAGAAGAAGCAGCAAGUGCAGAAGAGACUGGACACAGAAACUCUCCGGGCUUUGCGGCCAAUCUUUACCAGUUUGCUGGGAGCUGGGACCUUGGGUAGGGUCUUUGUGCCCCGAGGCAAAAGUGGUGGUCAUAGCAAUUUAUGUGAACCUGCUGUGAAAAAGACUCUGGACCUCAGUACUUCUUGCCCCCAACCAGAAAAUAAUGUGACUGUGCUGGUGCCAACAGCUCCAGAUGUGCAGAGUCAGUUGCCAGUAGCUUGUCCUUCUUCUGGGCAUCCUGGGCAGGACGUCCAGUCGGGAGAGCAAGGCUUCUCACCAGAAACUACUCCUGGAACUACUGCUGCUGCUGAUAAUAAUAAUAAUAAUAAUGAAUCAUUCCGGGAUCAUCCUUUGCACCCAGCUGCUAGUGAUGGUGCUGCUUGUCCUUUGUUCCCAGACAAGAUUCUGGAAAGUUACACAUCUGGCUUAUUCCAAGAGAAUAGCUGUCCCAUGCAAUACAAUUUGAACCCAAGCAAUAAAUUCAGUGCUGGGAUAUUCCAGGAUAAAAGUGAAGAAGCUUCUCUUGAUCUGGUGUUUGAACUCUUGAACCAGCUGCAAUAUCACACCCAUCAGAAAGAUGGAAUAGAAAUCUGUGUGGAUUUUCUCCAGGGCACUUGUGUUUAUGGCAGCGAUUGUCCCAAACAUCACACAGUCUUGCCUUAUCAUUGGCAAGUGAGAAGGACAGCAACCCAGAGUUGGCAGAGUGUGACCAACGAUUCCCAGGAGCAUCUGGAAAGACUCUACUGCAACCCUGACAAUGAUCGGAUCAAAGUGAAGUAUCGGGGACAUGAGUUCUGGGUGGAUUUGAACGUCAUGAAAUUAUAUGAAACUGUUGAGUUUGACCAAAUGCGGCGGCUGUCCACACCUUCCUGCCCCAGCUCCAGCUCCAACUACUACACGGUCUGGAAAUACUUCUGCAGGGACCACUUUGGCUGGAGAGAAUACUCUGAGCCUGUUGUAAGAUUGAUAGAAGAAGCCAGCUGCCGGGGUCUGAAAGAGGUUCGGUUUGUUACUUGGCAUAACCAGUAUAUCUUGAACAUCAAGGAUGGAUUCCAGCAAAAUGCGUGUUUCAGAAGAGAGAUCAAGAGGAGACCCCUUCUUCGCUCGUGCGUUGUGCUGAUGCCGUUCUUACAGACUUUAGGUGGCAACUCUCCGGUGCCCUCUCUGUCAGCCGAACCCGCGUCCUCCCAUGUCUUAUCUCCAACUGCUGUUACCUCUCCAAACUUCUAUCCUGAAACCUGGAUUAGUAUGGAUCCAUCUCAGGACUUCAUCCAAGUGCCUGUUCUGAAGGAAGAUAAAAGCUAUAGAACCAUUUAUAACCUGUUUCACAAGACUGUGCCAGAGACCAAAUAUAAAAUUUUGAAAAUUCUGAGAGUGCAGAAUCAGUUUCUGUGGGAGAAAUAUAAAAGGAAAAAGGAAUACAUGUCCAAAAAAAUGACUGGGCUCGACAGGAUAAUGAACGAAAGGCAUUUGUUCCAUGGCACCUCCCAGGAUGUGGUGGAUGGGAUCUGCAAGCACAACUUCGACCCGCGCGUCUGCGGGAAGCAUGCCACCAUGUUUGGGCAGGGCAGUUACUUUGCCAGAAAAGCGAGUUAUUCCCACAACUUCUCCAAAAGGUCCCCCAGAGGAGUUCAUUACAUGUUCCUGGCGAAAGUACUGACCGGAAGGUACACGGUGGGAAACCACACCAUGAGGAGACCUCCGCCGGUCAACCCCGGCAGCAUCACCAGCGACCUCUACGACUCUUGUGUGGACAAUUACUUUGAGCCUCAGAUUUUUGUCAUUUUUAACGAUGAUCAGAGCUACCCUUAUUUUAUUAUCCAAUAUGAAGAAGUUAGCAACACUGUCUCCAUUUGAAAACUCGUGCUGCUGAAUUAUUCAUUUUAAUAAACUCUCUUAUCUGGCAUGGGUAGCAGGUUUUGUGGAGGAAAAAAAAAAAAAAAAGGACAUUGCAGAACUGGUUAAAUUACUUGCUUGGAAGGAACUAAAUCUCAAAAUAUAGAAAAGAAGAUCUGAAGUGACCAAUUGUGCACUUGCUGUUUGAUUAUGUAUGUGCAAAUUGUAAAUAUUUUUCCAUUGUUUAUAGUUGAAAAUCUGUGCCUUUUGUGAUAAAACACUGUUUAUUUAUGUUAGUAAAUAUUCAUGUUUGAAAAUG
Messenger RNA from Athene cunicularia (burrowing owl), 2641 nucleotides. RefSeq names its product TCDD inducible poly(ADP-ribose) polymerase (gene TIPARP). The record is from RefSeq and is a predicted model, not a curated record. The coding region runs from base 316 to 2343 and encodes 675 amino acids. The transcript has 6 exons. Lineage: Eukaryota; Metazoa; Chordata; Aves; Strigiformes; Strigidae. Gene Ontology annotation, molecular function: zinc ion binding; NAD+ poly-ADP-ribosyltransferase activity.